AUAAAUAUAAAAAUGUUAAAGAAAACUUGUUGCUGUAUAUGUUUAUCUAUAAAUAAAAGAACUGUUAAUAUUUACAGUACAUAUCUGCUUUACUUUUAUGAGCAACUGGCAAAUUAUAAGGUUAGGGACAGCGAGUGCUGGAUGUGUUACAUCUGCCAGACCAGACUGCAGCAAUGUCACCGGCUGCAGCAGUUGGCCGUACAGACACGGGGCCUUGUUGAUGAUCUCUGCCAGAAUAAGACUCAUAUUGACAUUGGAGCAAUUGGAUCUUUGUUAGAACUAUCAAUCUAUAAGAAGAAAAAUAUUUCCACAACACAUCCUACCGCAGAUAAUAUAACAGAGGAGCCGGACAUAAAGACUGAACAAUACAAUGACGAUGGAAUAAAAGAAGAACCAACUGUAGAAAAUACAAAUAAGUAUGGAGAGGAUUAUGCAACCGUGUUAGAAUUUGAAGAUGAUGAUGUGUCAGAUAGUGAUGCUGUCUGCGAACAGGAAUCUUUGAACGUUGACCACAUUGAUACUUGGCAAGGCUCAAGGGUGCUUGAAUUGAAAUUAGUAAAGUUGAGUCAGAGUGUCAUUGACAAGUAUGUACGCCGAAGUCUCACCACGCAGCACUCAGCCACAGAAGAACAUGUUGGGGACAAGGGGGAGUGCGCUGGUGAACAGAGCGUAGAAAAUAACGACAAAAAGGCACAGUACAAGAGUCAUAAGGAACAACUCAGCUGUGAUGUUUGCUUAAAAAUGUUUCCGACUAAAAGCAGGUUGCUAAGACACAUCCGGGCACAUACUGGAAAAACGUUUAGCUGUAAUUAUUGUCUGAAAAAGUUCGGAAAUAAAAGAUAUUUGAAAAUACAUAUAAAAAGACAUACUACUGAAAAACGAUUUACCUGUGACAUUUGUAACAAUAAAUUCACAACAAAAAUCGACUUAAAAGGACAUUUAGUAAUUCAUACUGGUGAGAAGCAAUUUAACUGUAAUAUAUGCCAAAAAAAAUUUCUAAGAAAAAGACACUUAAAAGAACACAUGCUAAUUCAUACUGGUGAGAAACCAUAUAACUGUGAUUUAUGCCAAAAGAAAUUUGCAACAAAAUUCCACUUAAAAAGACACAUGCUAAUUCAUACUGGUGAGAAAGCAUAUAACUGUGACAUAUGUCAAAAGAAAUUCUUUACAAAAGGGGAGUUAAACAAACACUUGUUCGUUCAUACUGGAGAGAAACCAUAUAACUGCGAAAUAUGCCAAAAGAAAUUCAGAACAAAAUUCCACUUAAAAAGACACAUGCUGAUUCAUACUGGUGGGAAGCCAUUUAAAUGCAAUAUUUGUCAAUUAUUUAAAUGCAAUAUUUGUCAAAAAAAAUUUGGAAAAAGAAGCAUCUUAAAAGCACACAUGCUAAUUCAUACUGGUGAGAAACCAUACAACUGUGAUAUAUGCCAAAAGAAAUUUGGAACAAAAAGCAAAUUAAAAGGACACAUGAUAAUUCAUACUGGUGAGAAAGCAUAUAACUGUGACAUAUGUCAAAAGAAAUUCUUUACAAAAGGGGAGUUAAACAAACACUUAUUCAUUCAUACUGGCGAGAAACCAUAUAACUGCGAUAUAUGCCAAAAGAAAUUCAGAACAAAAUCCAACUUAAAAACACACAUGCUGAUUCAUACCAGUUGGAAGCCAUAGAACUGCAAUUUUUGUCAAAAACUAUUUGGAAGAAAAAGCUACUUAAAAGUACACAUGCUAAUUCACACUGGUGAGAAAGCAUACAACUGUGACAUAAUAUGUCAAAAG
This is a messenger RNA of Aricia agestis (brown argus), 1773 nucleotides long. RefSeq names its product gastrula zinc finger protein XlCGF57.1-like. Gene Ontology annotation, cellular component: nucleus. The record is from RefSeq and is a predicted model, not a curated record. The transcript is spliced from 4 exons. The coding region runs from base 13 to 1665 and encodes 550 amino acids. NCBI's taxonomy places the organism in Eukaryota, Metazoa, Arthropoda, Insecta, Lepidoptera, Lycaenidae. Gene Ontology annotation, molecular function: DNA-binding transcription factor activity, RNA polymerase II-specific; RNA polymerase II cis-regulatory region sequence-specific DNA binding. Gene Ontology annotation, biological process: regulation of DNA-templated transcription.